Dermacentor albipictus is the source of this 7956-nucleotide messenger RNA. RefSeq lists its product as uncharacterized. The record is from RefSeq and is a predicted model, not a curated record. Lineage: Eukaryota; Metazoa; Arthropoda; Arachnida; Ixodida; Ixodidae.
AACAUUUGUAUGUGGCAAUGUGAAAGCGUUAGUUUAAACAGCAUAGGUAAUCAAACAGAACAUGUAAUGAUUCUGAUCAAGCCUUACCUGAGUAACUUCGGCGAUAUUCCCGCGCAGACUGUUGGAACGUCCUUUCACGUGAUGGCACCCGUGUAGCUAGCAACGAAGCACAAGGUUUUGUGGAUCACUUUUCACUGUUUCUCGAAAAAUUCAAUUUGCCUAGAGUGGUGCUGCAGUGAACUCGACGAUGUAGGAGAUUCCGUACGAGGGCGCUGAACGACAAGCGUGGGAAUUAUAUCACGUAGCGCAGGUGUGGGCUUAUGGCGCUGAUAACGCAGGCCGGUGAUAACUUGUUAUUAAUAAAUCGGCUUGUCUUUCGACAAAUCCUGGACUAUGUUUAUCCUUGUUAGAACUAGGCGAUAUUCUUCUUGCACAACUGGCAGAAUCGGGGCACAACAGAAAAAAAGCCGUCAGGUGUCGAAGCAAUACUCCGACCUGCCACCUUGAAUGUGUAAGCGUGAACUUUGUUCUGAAUUAUCAUGAAAUAAACUUCGUUAUUGCUUAAAAAACGUAGCGGUGUUUAAGCAGAUCAUUUGGUAAACCAACGACUCAGACGAUUCCUUUUUAAGCAAAAAUCUUGUUUAAAUGGAACAGCACAUCUCAUUCGCCUGCAGCUCCGGCGAGUGUUGUUUGCAAAUGGAAAUGCGUUGUUCACGGAUAACUGAAUAAGCGCGCUGUAGACGAAUCACUCUCAAAUAGCCCGUUAGCACGCAACUAAGCAUGGGCUAGAGAGAUUUCUUGCGUAGCGCGCCAUGCGUGACGUAAACAGCGAAACGCCCAUCAUUCAGUUCCCAUGCACUUCCACACACAAACUGCGCACAUCCACAGUUACGUCAUUCCGUUUCAAACCGAUCAGUCCAACGAACGAAACCCGAAAAACGUGGAAGUCACAAACACAACAUUCCGUCAAUGUCGAACAGAGUUUCGCUGCUUUUCGCUAAUUAUGCGGGUGCGCCACUCACAAUCCGGCGUCGCCGAGUUGCCGCCGAGUUCUCGUAUCCUCUUCGAUUAAAAGGUUAGGAUGAGCUCGCAACACUUCGAAAUCGUCGACCGAUCUGGGCAGUAGGCGAUCAGCGUAGUGCUCGGUGACUUCGCUUAGUCGCUAAGUGUAACACCUGUGACUGCCCCCGCCGCGCAGCUGCACUGAUGGUGUCGCAGCGUUGCCCAAGUCCGGUAAGUAUCCUCCAAGGAUGUCCCGACGGAGAUGUUCCACAGAGAUGGCGAAGAGGAUGCCCUAAUCCUUCCAAGGUUUCCCGAUGUCUGCGACGAGGAGCCCGAGUCGUAUGGUCGCUGUGUCGUCUACCGGUGGGCAUCGACGAACGACGACGAGGGAGCGCCUGGGAAGAGUAACUGCCGCGACGGCCGGCUCAUCAGACGUCGCGCGCUCGCCUCGAGCGCCGCACGGCUGUUUGCAGCGUUGGGAGAGAAGACGUGCGCGGAUAAGCGAGGAGGACACGACGCUACACACCUGGCGGCGGCGGCGAAGAAGAAGAGCCGCCGAGGAGUCGACGCCGAUGGAGCCGGUCCGCGGCGUAGCUCGUGUUUCCCUUGGGCAGCGCGGGCGGUGGUGCCCGGCGCUACCUGGCGCGACCCGCCAAGAGGCGGCGCCAGCGUCAAGAGGCACGUGUGCCCGCCGGCUUUGGUGGCACGCUUGCUUGGCGGAGCAGCACCUCUGAGGAAGGGCUCCCCCGUGGUCAGAACAACGGCGCACCUAGGAGUGAACCGUAUUCGACGGCCACUGAAAUGUACACGCGCAUCGAGCGACGGAACGCGGCAGCAGGCGGAAGCAGUUGCACAAGAACUGUGGAAAGCUGCUUAGAUGGCGACUGCAAAGUAACGAUACCGUGCAUCAACGGAGCUUGUGAUGGACUUGGCCGCUGUAUCUGUAAGCCAUGCUGGGAAGGUGACUCUUGCGACGAGUUUGUGGACCUGUACCCGCCGUCGUUUCCGACCCGGUCCGAGGUGGUCGGCAUCUCGGAGCCCGAUGUCGCCCGGCCCGUGUUCCGCGCCGUGGCCAAGGACCGCGACCUCGAGGACACGUGCGAGGGCCGCGAGCCGUGCGCCUGCGCGGUAAACAGCUACGGCAUCGUGGCUGGCAACCGGUACCAGCUCUUCUCAGUGGACAACGUCACCGGCCACGUGACUCUCGAAGACCCGCACCACCUGGUCGAGAGCGUCCCGUUCCCUGUCACCUUUGGCGCCUGGUCGCCGGGCAGCUUCGAGAACGACACCGACCCGGACACGACCAUGCAGGUGACCUUCUACCUGGACACAGCCGAGGACCACGAGGAACACAGCCACGCGCUGACUGGAGACAUUGACAGGGCUCGCCAUUUUCACAACCGCACCAAACGCCAGGCGCCGCCUUCGUCGACGGACUCGGAGAAUUACCGGACCGACUUCAAGCUGAACAUCGUGAGCGGCGACCCGGCCUCCAUGGAGCUGGGCCGCGUGCUCGAGUACGAGCUGCAGAUCACCGUGCCGCCCACCGAGAGGCUGGACCUCCUCGUCGACAUCUUCACCAAGGACGUGAUCGCGGAGAACUACGUGCCGCCGCUGGCCAUCUUCGACGUGAAGACGGACCUGCCGCCCGAGAUGACCUUCAGCGUCGGGGAGCCCGAGCCCAAGAUGAUCCUCAGUGAGUCCCUGAGGAACGUGUACGACCGGGUGGUGGUAGAAUUCGGCAACAUCGUCAAUCCGGACACCAGCAGGAACAUCCUCGUCCGCUUCUCAGUGACCGCCGUGCGAACACGAAUGACGUCUAAGACUCACUACGUCACCGUCGGCGCCGAGUUCGACUUCGAGACGUACGUCUGGGUCGGCCAAACAGAAGUCACCGUUAACCCGCCCAAAGCGAACGAGGACGAGAAGAACCUGGAGGUCGAUGUGAGUGGGCCGAACGAGAUCGCGCUGGACAGCGCAGGCAUCUACACCGUCGACAUGUACCUCAGGAUGCGCUCGGACCGAGUCACCAUCUCCGUCACGGGACCCACCGACCUCGAGGACCUGCUCGCUGUCGGAAACCUUGGGGUAUCCAGUUUCAGCGAAAACUACCGGGCCGUUCCCAACGAUAUCAACCACUACAAGACGGAGCUCACGCCAUCGGCGACGAAGGAGACCUACAGCGCUGCCAAAAUCGACAUGGGCCUCAUCACAAGCACUGGCUCGAUCUACCAGAAGGCCCGAAUCGACGAGAACAAGAUCAGCUUCACGUUCGCUCUGUUCGCCCUGAACAAGCCGGAGUACGUGGGCGAGACCAAGACGGCCAUGCUCGAGAUCACCGUGGCCAACAAGGUCAUGUACAAGGAGCCCAUCUACGUCAACCUCACGGACAUCAACCUCGACGAGCCGACAAACAACAUCGAGGACGUCCUUCCGAUAACAGAGCUGACAAAGACAACGCUAGGCAGCCUGCUCAAGUUUACGCUCCACCUGAACGUCACUUCCGGCGGUUUCACGGCGAUCCGCGUGAUGGCCGAGGUCGAUCCCGAAAGCCCGAUGCAGCUGUGCUCGGCGCGUUUCGACCUCGAGGAAAGCGGCUUCAACUUGCCCUGGGUCAACACCAGCUCGGCCGAGGCUACGCUCGAGAACGAUCACUACGUGGUGGACCUUGGCCGUGUGUUCGUCUCCCACCAGCGUACGGUGAGUUCUGCCCGGGAGAACACUCUGGUGCUGGAGGUGUUCGUGUACGUCGACUACACGAUGGACGUGAACCUCAAGGAGGGAAACCUGUUCCCCAUCAAGAUGAAGGUCGGCAAGGGAGACGACGGGCUGCUCGUCCCUUUCGAGGCGCUCACCCUCGAACCUAAGCGCUACAUGUACAACCCGGACGUGAAGAUCUUGGACGCGGUCGGAUGGCGGGAGCUGUACGUGAGCGGCGCGGUGGCGCUGGACGUGGUCGUCUCGAUGCCAGCGGGCUCGACACACGCCAACAUCACGGUCGACGUGGCGGGCCAGAACAACCCGAGCUUGCCCGGUCUGCACGUGUGCCGCGCCAGGCUGUCCUUCGUGGGCCGAGCCAUGCCCUGUCUGCAGGCAGUACGCGACACCAUCAACAUGGAGGGUGUCAGCUACCCCAAGCUCAACCCAGCCCGUAGCGACACAGACUCGGGGCAGGUGUCCCUGGGCACGGUGUCGCACAUUCCCAAGAGCCUGAGCAACCUGACCGAGAGCAAGAUGAUCAUCAACUUCGUGGCCACCAUACAGGACGACGCCGAGUUCGCCAACGGGGCGCCGUACGGCAUCGUCACCACCGUGUCCAUUGGCGGCAAGAGCGUCUUCACCGAGGAGAAGAAGUUUGCCGCCACAAGGGGGCCCUCCAAGGACUUGCUGCGGAACAACCCGAUCUUCGCGUACACACGGCCGCUGUGGACGUCGCCCAUCGUUCCCGGCAUGGUGGCCGAGUUCGAGCUGGUGCUCAAAGCGCCGCCACGCAGCAUGGGCCUGUACCUGGUCGAAGUGAGCACGGCCAGUACCGACGUGAGCGUCUGCGUGCUCAAAAUAAAGUCCGUGGGCGACACCAUGCCCUGCCUGGACCCCGACACGCCGGCCACGUACGCGCUCCACGACGACCCCAACGACGGCAACAAGAGGGCCUCCAUCGCCCUGCAAGCUCUCGCCAACGUCGGCACGUACCCCAUGCGAACGGUGAAGGACCUGGACCCGAACACGGUGGUUUUCUCAGUCAUGAUCCGCGUCAAGGAGACGGCCACCAAGAACAAGGCGCUCAAGUGCCGCAUCUCGUACGGCUCCAAGGGCAACUUCGAGGAGAGCCUCACCGUGCCCGUGGCGAGCGGCGCCGCUGCGCGGACGCCGCAGCACGACGAAACGCUCGCCAAGCCCCCUCGGCAGAUGAUGGUCAGCCCCCACGAGCCCACCUUGCACAGCCUCGCGCCUGGGGCGAUGCUCCUGGUGACCCUGUUCCUCGAGCUCGAGCCGUUCACCGCGUCUACGCUCAACUUCGACCUGACGCUGGACGAAGGUGCCGCCACCAUGGACGAUUUCGAGCUGUGCCACGAGGGGGUCUCGCACCUGGGCAUGAACUACCCGUGCGUCAAGCCCAGCCAGUGGAGCAAGCUGCCGGUCAACGCAGCAAAAAGAAUAUUUGGGCACUACGACUUGCACCUUAUCUGCAACUCGUACAUCGAACGGAAGACUGAGGAAGAGAACAUGUUGAAGUUCACGGUGCCGCUACUGCUUAAACGGAACUCGAGCCUGCUACCAGGAAUGGAGGUCAGCAUGACUGCCACCGCUGUCUCUGGACAAUCGAGUCGCAAGACCGCGACUACCCGACUGCGCAUCGUAGAUGUGCCGGACCAGACAUUGGGAACGGGCGAUCCCCAGGUCAAGUCUUCUAACCCGGGUCCUACAGACAUCCGAGUUCGACAGCGGCUCUGGAUCCCCUUCAACAUCACCCUGGCAAGGGGAACCAUGGCCGAGCUGCACGUCGAGGCCCGAGGCGCCGUGCACGAAAAGAGUGGCAUCGUGAAUCUACACGGGCUGCGCGUGGAGGCCGUGGGCCGCAACAUUCCUUGCUGGCGAAGCCGACCUCUGAACUUCACGCUCACGUCGUCUUUUGCCAGCGUGCAGACCGACAAGGCGUCCGCGUCGCUGGGAUUCUAUGCCAACCCAGGCUACAGCCACGUGCGGGACAAACUGCAACAGGGCGACGACGACCUGGUGGUGGAGGUGCUGGCCGAGAUGACCGACCACCCGGUGGCCGACGACGGCAGCCGUCACCCGGUGACGCUGCAGGUCAGCGCGCUCCACUGGCGCGCCACGGCCACCCACAUGCUGCGCAUCGUGCGCACAGGAAAGGAGAGCGCGCUGGUCGACGCCCGGGUGCUGGUCGACGACAGCCGCGUCUACGAGAGGGAGGACCGGGUCUCUAUUGCGGCCUACAUUCGUCACUCGGACGACUCGACCUCUGAGCCGAGCAAGCUCGUAUUCCGCCUGUUCCUGCCGUUCUUCAUCACCUUCGAGUCGCUGGUCGAGGUGGUGUCGGUCAGCCACUACCAACCCGUCGUCAGGAACACUAGCACCGGCGUCGACAUCGAGCUGCCCACGCUGCUGUUCGCCGACCAAGUGGAGCUGAACAUGACGCUGGCCGUGGACCCGGAGAACAAGCGCGGCUACGGCAAGGGCGAGACUCUGGCCACCAUUCCGUACCGCGUGCUGUGCGACCAGACCUCCAGGGGAUCGCAGAAGCAGGCGCAGGGGCUGCCCUGUGCCAACACCAGCCACUUGGUUUUCACCGUCAACAGCAACGAGUGCGUCUUCGAGCUGGGACUGCAGAGUGGACUAAUCGAAAACUGCCAGAUAACGGCCUCGUCGGCAGCUGACACCUUGCACGCGCCGUGGGAAGUGCGCAAGGGCGGAUCCAGUGUGUGGUCCCCAGCCGUGAAGGCGAGCCUGCAGCACGACUACCUGCAGGUGAACUUUAUGCGUGUCACCAGGGUGUCCCAGGUGGAGGUGGUGUACGUGCCGGGCUCGCGCCGGGUAUCGAAGUACCGGCUGCUCUACAGCGACAACGGCCAGGACUGGCACAAACACGGAGACGUUCGAUCCCUGGACCACAAGAACGGCGUGGCCAUCGACCGGCUCGAGAAGACAAUCCAGGCGCGCCAAAUCCGCUUCGUCAUUGAGGAGGCGUCCGACCCGCAGAUGGAGGACGAGCUCCUAGUCGGCAUGCAGCUGGAGCUGUAUGGAUGCUAUAUCGAGGAGUUGAACCAGGAGCACGGAGUUGCUUGUGAAGAGGACAAUACCUGGUACUCUCAUGUUAAAACCAAGAAAACGCGCCAUUUUGCAGUGGACACGACCAACAACAUCGUCUACUUCUGUGACUUCCACGGAAAGACAGAUCACUUGGCCUGCUUCUCUUCCAACGACGGAGGAAAAACUUGGAUAAUCCUGGAGCCGUUCGUGAAUCACCUGUUGGGCUUCGACCCGGAGUCCAGCCGCAUGCUGGCCUCCGACUCGUCGGGCGAGUCCUUCCUGGCCAGCUCGGACGGCACCCACUGGGCGCUGGUGCCAGGCCGCGCGGCCAACGCCUCGCUCAGCCGCGCCAACUUCGUGCCCAGCCUGAUCGUGCCUGCAACGACGCGCUCCGACAUCCUCUCCAAGGACCUCAUCAUCGGCGAUUGGAAAGCCACCUACGAUGGGCUUGUGUACAAAGACGCCGAGGCUCCUGCCGCCAUCUGGAAAGGCUGCUGCAUCGGAGCGCUGUAGCCCCGACACCGGUUAACCACGGUGUCUACGCGUUGAGAACGUUCUUUUUUUUUUCUCGUACGCUCUUGCUUUGGCGGGCCGAAAAGCAAUAAGAAACGAACGAACACUGUGAAUUAUAAUAUAAAUUGCGUGGUUAUAUGGGAGAUGUCUCUCGAAGUACGUCGAGGAGCCGUAGAUAGCGUCGUUGUCGCGCACCGUUCGCGGUACGUCGCUGAGAUACCGUUGUUGUCUGCAGCACCCAUGUAUCAGAAUUUCACAUUUUAUAGCAAAGUAUUGUUGUCUGAACCAAGUGUUCGUAUAUAAGGCCGAGAUUACGAAUUACCGUGUAUCUCGUAGGCGACUUGUAAAAUAAUAAUCGUUCGACAGCCGCCGGCCUAACUUACUGAACAAUCAAACGCGGCACUUCCAACAACAUCCACGAUAAAAUUAAUGAUGCUAUGCUUACCAGCAAUUUGGUUAUAUUACGACUACAGGAUACAGGGCGUUGCCGGAAUAGGUGACCACAGAUUGUGCUCGCCGCGAUGAGCCUUCAUCAGGAAACUCAAAGCCGUCGCAUCUGAGUUCAGUUAAUAACACGUGACCCUAAACGAUCGCUUCGCGAUGUCACCAUAUUUGUAAUACUCUCUGCAAAAAGCAAAGGCGUCAUUAAAAACGAGUGAACACGAACAA